Engraulis encrasicolus (European anchovy) is the source of this 686-nucleotide messenger RNA. Its product is annotated as protein GPR108. Lineage: Eukaryota; Metazoa; Chordata; Actinopteri; Clupeiformes; Engraulidae. Gene Ontology annotation, cellular component: Golgi apparatus; membrane. Bases 159 to 686 code for a protein of 175 amino acids. The transcript is spliced from 7 exons. The record is from RefSeq and is a predicted model, not a curated record. Gene Ontology annotation, biological process: transport.
GUGAGCAGGACUGUCGACGAACCAGCUACCACAGGCUGCAACUAACAGGACUUUUCGAGAAAUAUCAGCACAACUAUUGAAUAACAAGACAACUUUUUACUCUGUACGGACUACACAGGUGUUGUGCGAAGGCGAAGUCGUGUUUGGAAAACACGACCAUGGUAUUACUGCGAGAUCUGUACACGCCACUUAUCGCACUGAUAGCACUGUCGUCUUUCUGCGACGCAAGAAUACAUCAACUUACUUUAAAGAAUGAAACGCGUUCCAUCAUUCACCUCAACACCUUUGGUUUCUACGCCAACGGCACCCUGGAGUUUCAGCUGCUUUCUCUGCGCCUGUCAUCAAAGGAGACGGCAUCUGUUGGCUUCAGUUUGGCCAAGUCGCGGGUGAACAGUGUGGUCGUCUAUGGCGGAGAGGAGAUGGACACGUGUCCUUUGCUGAAUACGAAGAGCAGUGCAGAGCCUCUGGUGCUCUUCAUGAUACACACCAACCCACCAAGUGUGGAGCUGAAGCUGUCAGGUGAGGACCAGGACAGUGUUCUGACGGCCUUCAUAGAUGACGACUCCGCAGGAUCCAGGAGGAAGCGUGAUGCUGAUCCCACCCAGCCCACCAAGGGGGACCCAAAGACUACCCUGGGGGAUGCUGGUGAGGCAGGUGCGGGUGCGGGUGCGGCUGUGUUUGUGUGA